This is a messenger RNA of Cygnus olor (mute swan), 3695 nucleotides long. Its product is annotated as inducible T-cell costimulator-like. Bases 384 to 1046 code for a protein of 220 amino acids. The transcript has 7 exons. The record is from RefSeq and is a predicted model, not a curated record. Gene Ontology annotation, biological process: T cell tolerance induction; T cell costimulation; cell-cell adhesion. Lineage: Eukaryota; Metazoa; Chordata; Aves; Anseriformes; Anatidae.
UCCAGGGUGGAAGUUUUACAUCCAAGUGAGCCUCCAGGAUGUCACAGGGCUGAGUGGAUCCUUCUGCGAUUUGGGUCUGUUCUUCCACUGAAUUCAAGGUCCAGGAAAAGAUGAGCCUCCUCCCCUACUGGCCAUCAGCUUCCGUGCAGAGCAACACCACCAGUUACACAAGCCCAGCUGAAGGUGAGGGGUAAGCCUGGUUGCCAGUGCCAAACAUGCACAUACAGUAAGUUAAUUUAAGGAACAGGUCACCAAUAACUGGCUAUCUCCAGGAAGCGUGUUGUAGGUGAUGGUAGACUCUGUCAUGACAGAUUUCACCAGAAGCAGUCUUUGCGGAAGUGAUUAUCAAAGACAGAAGGCUGGUGCCUGUGUGUCAGGCAAGCAUGAAGUCGGUCGCUGUAACGUUCUGUCUCCUCUGCUUUCAGUUUGGAGCCCUGUAUGGAGCUGAUACCUGCUCAUCAAGACCGUGCAAAAAUAUAGAUCAGCUGCAUGUCUCUGACCCCCAGGUGAUGGUGGAAUUUAAGAGUGGAAACUUUAAGUUCAUAUUCCACAACCCCAAAAAUGUGAGUGAGUUCAGCAUGACCCUCUUCAAAGGGCACGAAAAGAAGGAGAUCUGUGCUCUCCAUGUAAGCAAGGAGAAAGCUAUCCCCAAGAGUAACGUCACCUACUGUCAGGCAGAGCAUUCAAAUACCAGCACCACUUUCAUACUCACAAAUCUGGAAAGAAAACACAUCGACACUUAUACCUACUGCCUGGAGAUGUUCUUACCCCCUCCUUACAUAGAUUGCCGCCUGAAAGAAACCUAUUUGUACAUCCAGGAUAAGGAAGACUGCAUUUCACUGGGAAUCAUGUCAUGGGUAACUAUUGGCCUGAUUGUGUUUGCCAUUAUUUCCUGUGUCUGCUGUGUAGCAGCCUGUCGCUUAAGGAACAAGAAUCAGCAGUGUGAAUCCAACUCCCACGAGUACAACAGUGAAUACAUGCCCAUGGCAGCAGUGAAUGCAGCAAAAAAAAACAAGAAUCUGAGGUUUAAGUUGCUUGUGGCAUAGACAUUCUGGCAGUGGAAGUUUCCAGCUACUUGAACCUGGACAAUGGGAAAACCCUGGAAAAUGGGAAAUCAACAUUUCCUCACCUUCUGCCUCCCUGAGCUCUCAGGAUGGUCCAGUGCUCAGUCAUGAGACACCCACUCUACCACUGCUCUAAACUCUGUUUUGCUCUAGCCUUGUGUGUUAACUGGCACGCUGCCUGAUCCACUGACUUAUACACGAAAUGCUAACAAUGUGUUAAAGAUGUCAGCUUUCAGCUGAAGAAAAUAUAGGGUUUGCUUGAGAGUAGAUUCUUGCAGUGGUGCUACAGAGGCAACUUCUACUUUCUACAGUUUCCUUUAUGGUAACUUUCCACUGGUUACAAAAAAAAAAGAAAAAAAAAAAGACUACCUCCAAUGCCAUUCCUUGUGGCACAGCCGUGAAGUGCUGUCAAUGUAUUGCACAAGCCCUUUUAUUAGGGCUAGUCUAGCCUGAUGCUAUGAAGUCAUCUUCAGAUCCACUGUCAAACUUCUUAGCACCACAUUAGGCCAGUGUGGUAUGCACACAUGCUCUCCUGCCUGAGAGAACACAGCAGAGACUUUAUUGUGACAUAGAACCUCAGGUAUGCUCCAAUGCAUUUGUGCUAGCAGUACAUCUUUGCCAUUCACACCAUAGGCCUCCUCUUAUUUAAUUAAAUUCUGAAUUCUUCUUCCAAAAUAGUAAUAUAUUACUUUUGAGACUGCAAUUGUUCUUUAAAUCAGUCCAAACCUACAGGAUAAGUCCCUAAACUAGGAGGCAUGACGUCUCCUAUUCACAUAUCUUACAGCACCAAUACAACAGUGUCCAUAAGGGCAGGGUAUUCGUGGACUCUGGUUUGCAAUUAUUUUCCUCUUGUGGUUUGACAUGAAACCUUUACCACUUCCCCCGUGGGUUUAGGGGUUACUUGACCUUCUGAAAAUUGCUCAGUCUUCAAUAUAGCCCAGAAGGUCAACUUUGUCCUGGGCUGCAUCAAAAGAGGUGUGACCAGCAGGUUGAGGAAGGGGAUUGUCCCCCUCACCUCUGCCCUCAUGAAGCCCCACCUGGAGUGCUGCAUCCAGGUUUGGAGCCCCCAGCACAAGAAAGAUGUGGACCUGUUAGAGCGAGUCCAGAGGAGGGCUAUAAAGAUGAUCAGAGGGCUGGAGCACCUCUCCUAUGAAGACAGGCUGAGAGAGCUGUGGAAGUUCAGCAUGGGGAAGAGAAGGCUCCGGGGAGACUUCAUUGCAGCCUUUCAGUACUUAAAGGGGUCUUAUAAAAAUGAUGGAGAGGGAUUCUUUAUUCGGGUAGAUAAUGAUCGGACAAGGGGGAAAGGUCUUAAGCUAAAAGAGGACAGAUUUAGACUAGACAUUAGGAAGAAAUUUUUCACUGUAAGGGUGGUGAGGCCCUGGAACAGGUUGUUCAGAGAAGCUGUGGAUGCCCCAUCCCUGAAGAUGUUCAAGGCCAGGUUGGAUGGGGCAUUGGCCAACAAGAUCUAGUGGGUGGCAUCCCUGCCUAUGGCAGUGGGCUGGAGUUGGAUGAUCUUUCAGGUCCCUUCCAACCCAAGCCAUUCUAUGAUUCUAUGAUCCUUCAUGCUACUUGUGAAAUCCACCAAAACUUGGAUCAUAAAUGACCAACUGGGAAUCCAACCUGGAUAUGUUGUCAGAUACCAUUUGGCUGCUGGAAGCAGAGCGGUGCAUUGAUGGAGUCUUUCUGUAAUUCACUGACAAAACACAUACUGGUCAGAGGACACUAUGUUGAAAGAUGCAUAGCCUGCUUGUCUGGUAAAUGGAAGGCUGGUUUCAAACUUGACAGGGUAAAACAGGGAUGAUCAGACACGAAGGGGACAUUGCUGGUAAGUCAGGAAUGGGUAUUUCCUCAACAAAAACCUAAAUACAUAGAGAUACUUCAGGAAGAAGGUGCAAAUUGUAAGCUGUGACAUUAAGCGAGGGGGAAAUGAGUACAGCACCAAAUGAAGUAGGGAUUGCCAAUUUUGCAGCAGCUACCCUGGUUUGAUAACCAGGCUCCUAGGCAGAGAUGUAGAGGGGUACCCUGGCAUGUUGGCCAACAUUACAUUCUUUUCUGUCGUUCCAAUAAAUAACUUUGCCAACUGACCUAAUUUCCCUAUAAAGCAAAACUAUCCUCUGUACACCCACAAAUACAUGACUUCACCAUUUUGAAAAUUAUUGGUGAAAUAAUUAGCUUUUAAAAUUAUCAGUGAAAAUAACUAACCUUUACUGCUUGUAAUAAAUGCUGGAUAUAGGAUUCUAUGUAAGAGUGGAGAGUCCUAGUCUCUAGAAACUUUCAUCAGACUGAGAAGGAAAUUCAUGGAAUAAAGAGUUUCUGAAAGAAGGAAAAACCUAAGGUUUGCCUUGAGGUGCUGCUGGAUAAAGGAUAAAUGAUAAACAUGAUCUGAUUUUUUUUAUUAUUUUCCUGGGGGGGGGGGGGGAUCCUUUGGGGACCCAAGAAUUGAACUCGAUGACCCUUGUGGGUUCCUUUCAACUCAGAUAUUGUAUGAUUCUAUGAUAGUUCAAAAUAUACUGUGCUCUAGAAAGGGAAAUGGUUUAUACCCCUUGUAACAAAGCUUUGGGAAAUCUCAGGUUCUAUCUCUGCUUUUUUUUUUUUUUAAAGAGAAAUUUUUAUUCUUAAUAAAACUGUUUU